UCAGCUGCCAACUUGGUUUUCGAAUUUCGACGUCGAACUUUAUUCGUGUUUGUGUUCUAGUUUUUAUCCUAUUUUAUUAGGAGAAAGUGGUUGAUACUCAUUACUUAGACCUCUUCGCAGCAAUAGAUCAGUUAUUUAACCUUUCAGUGACCAACUUUAAUUUAUAGAAAAAUGUCUCCCCUUCGUGAACCUACAGUAGUAGGGGUGCCAAACUUUAACGCCUCAGAAGAUGCAGCAACAUUACGGGCGGCGAUGAAAGGCUUGGGCACUGAUGAGGAGGCCAUCAUAGCAAUUUUGACCACACGCUCCAAUGCCCAACGUCAGGCAAUCUCACAGGCAUUCACCCAUGAGUAUGGGAGGGAUAUCAUCGAAGACCUAAAGUCGGAGCUGGGCGGCCACUUCGAAGACGUGAUCGUCGCGCUGAUGAUGCCGCCCGCGGAGUACCUGUGCCGCGAGCUGCACCACUGCAUGGAGGGACUGGGCACGGAGGAGGAGGUUCUCGUUGAGAUCCUGUGCACGCGCACCAAGCCCGAAAUAGCGGACAUCGUGGACACUUACGAGCGAUUGUACAAUCGGCCGCUGGCAGAACACAUGUGCUCGGAGACCUCGGGGGAUUUCCGACGUCUCCUCACCCUCAUCGUCACAGGCGCACGCGACGAGGAAGCUGGCGUGGACCCCGCACGCGCGGCCGAAGCCGCCCAGCAGCUGUACGACGCGGGGGAGGCCAAGUGGGGCACCGACGAGGAGAUCUUUAACAAGAUCUUAGCCCACGAGAGCUUCGCGCAGCUGCGUCUGAUCUUCGAGGAGUACAAGAACCUGUCGGGCCGCACCAUCGAGCAGGCCAUCAAGGCGGAGAUCGACGGAGAGCUGAAAGAUGCCCUUUCGGCUAUAGUGGAGUGCGUGGAGAGUGCUCCGGCGUGGUUCGCGGGCCGCCUGCGCGCCGCCAUGCAGGGCGCGGGCACCGACGACCGCACGCUCAUCCGCAUCGUGGUCUCGCGCUCCGAGCUCGACCUGGGCGCCAUCAAGGCGGAGUACGAGCGCCUCUACGACAAGACGCUCGAGAGCGAAGUGCGGGUACGUCAGGUGGAGUGCGUGGAAAACGCCGCGGCCUGGUUCGCCCAGCGCCUGCGCACCGCCAUGCAGGGCGCGGGCACUGAGGACAAGACCCUGGUGAGGAUCAUCACCAGUCGCGCGGAGAUUGACCUGGCGGCCAUUAAGAGAGAGUAUGAGCGGCUCUACGAUAAGACACUGGAGAGUGAUAUAUCGCAGGGCGAGACUUCCGGUGACUACAAGAGGGCGCUGGUGGCACUCCUCGGGCCAGCUUAGACGUCGAGAGGACGCCGACGGAGCCCUACGCCGAGUCGUGCCACUUGAAAAAUCUGUUAUGAAUGCAGCUUUUGUAGUGUCUGUUGUAAUCUGUUUUUAUGACUCAAAAACCAUCGGUCAACUAAUACUAGAUAUUAUAGAAUGUAAACUAUCGCGAGCCCAGUUCAUUUUACAAGUGUAAUUGGCGGUUUGACUCACGUGAUUUUUUUAUGGAAAUUAGUUUCGAACCCAAAAACGUACAAUUUUAGUUACGAAGUCAUGCCUAAAACACGUAGAUACUCAUAAUUUACAUCGACACCACAAUACAAACUGUGUUAAUACUCAAUUUUCUAAUAAGUUUUUUUGUUCUUGUAUGUUUUUUUAUAUCUGUAUUCCACUACAAGUUAGCCCUUGAUUGCAAUAUUUCCUGGUGGUAAGUGAUGAUGCAGUCUAAGAUGG
This is a messenger RNA of Pararge aegeria (speckled wood butterfly), 1764 nucleotides long. RefSeq names its product annexin B10 (gene AnxB10). Gene Ontology annotation, cellular component: cytoplasm. The coding region runs from base 172 to 1326 and encodes 384 amino acids. The transcript is spliced from 9 exons. Gene Ontology annotation, molecular function: calcium ion binding; calcium-dependent phospholipid binding. The record is from RefSeq and is a predicted model, not a curated record. NCBI's taxonomy places the organism in Eukaryota, Metazoa, Arthropoda, Insecta, Lepidoptera, Nymphalidae.